Molecule: messenger RNA, 231 nt
Organism: Ilex paraguariensis (yerba mate)
Lineage: Eukaryota; Viridiplantae; Streptophyta; Magnoliopsida; Aquifoliales; Aquifoliaceae
Source: the annotation of a GenBank genome assembly
AUGUUGGCCCAAGCAAUUGCCUCAGUAAAGAAGGAAGAAGACCCACCUUCUUUGGCAUUACUACCUAAGCCGACCUAUUCUGCCUAUGCUUCAGCUAAUGCUCCUGGCCAUUCUAGUGCCUUGACCAUUGCUAACAGGUUUACACCUCUUGGUAGACCAGUUGGCCCAUUAAGCCGACCUAUUCAGCCUACUCUAGUAAACCCAAAGACCUUUUCCCAAAUGGCCCAGCAA